GUCAACCCUCAAAUCCUCUAUACCCGACUCUACUUAAACCUUAUAAUAAUCACGCUUCUCAUCUUGCACAAAUACCCCCAAAAUACCCACAGUAGCGCUUCAAAUACGACACAUUGAAUAAGGUACAAUUAUCUAUAGCAUGAAAAUUGAAGAUCUAUGUUAGGGUAUCCACGAAAUAUAUUUAUGGUCCACCCCGCGACUUCAUUACCACCAUAACUUCUCCCUCCCCCAGAAAAAAUUUUAUUUCCUUUAAAUUUUGUGAAAGAAAGGAAAGAGAAAAGAUUUUUCAUUUUCGGUGAAGAAAGAUUCGAUCUCCUUUGCCUUAAACGGAACUUCAUGGCGAUUCAAUCAGUGAAAGUGGGCAACGUUUCCUUGGGUGCGUCUGAGCAAGAUAUUAAGGAGUUCUUUUCCUUCUCUGGUGAAAUUGAACAUGUUGAAAUGCAUGGUGAGAACGAGCGAUCUCAAGUUGCAUAUGUUACUUUCAAGGACCCACAGGGAGCAGAGACUGCUGUUCUUCUUUCAGGGGCAACAAUUGUGGAUCAGUCUGUUACCAUAGAGCUGGCUCCUGAUUACAAGCCACCUGCUACUGCCUCUGCAACACCUGCAACAGAGAACAAAGGUGCUGGAAAGGCUGAAUCUGCAGUCCAGAAGGCAGAGGAUGUUGUAGCCAGCAUGCUAGCCAAGGGAUUCAUUCUUGGAAAAGACGCAGUGAGCAAAGCAAAGGCCUUUGAUGAGAAGCAUCAGUUCACAUCAACUGCCACUGCCAAAGUUGCUUCUCUGGACCAGAAGAUUGGUUUUACUGAGAAAAUUAGUGCUGGCACAACCAUGGUGAAUGACAAAGUGAGGGAAAUGGACCAGAAAUUUCAGGUUUCUGAGAAGACCAAGUCUGCAUUUGCAGCUGCUGAGCAGACAGUCAGCAAUGCUGGUUCUACUAUCAUGAAAAAUCGUUAUGUUUUAACUGGAGCCUCAUGGGUUACUGGUGCAUUCAACAAGGUUGCUAAGGCAGCAGGUGAUGUGGGGCAGAAGACAAAAGAAAAAGUUUUGGCUGAGGAGGAACAAGCUCACAAACCGGAGGGCUAUGCACCGAUUAAUGUGUCUGAAUCUUCCAAAGCUGCUAAACCUGCUACCAGUGAGCAACCUUCCAAUCCCUCAUCUGCACAAGGUUUAAUCCUUUAAUUUGCAAACGACUGUAAAUACCAGCAUGAACAGUAUGGAUCAUGUCAUCUGAGUUCUGCUUUCUAGUUUGGACAUGGUUAAAUGUAGGAUAGUAUGUCGCAUAUUGUUUGAUAUGUUUGCUACACUUGACUUUAAGAAAUAAUAAUAAUAAUAAUAAUAGAUGCCAAUUUUAGCAUCAAUUUCUCUCA
Molecule: messenger RNA, 1364 nt
Organism: Durio zibethinus
Lineage: Eukaryota; Viridiplantae; Streptophyta; Magnoliopsida; Malvales; Malvaceae
Product: binding partner of ACD11 1-like
Molecular function (GO): RNA binding
Source: RefSeq, a predicted model, not a curated record